Myripristis murdjan (pinecone soldierfish) is the source of this 3184-nucleotide messenger RNA. RefSeq names its product zinc finger protein 536-like. The transcript is spliced from 4 exons. The coding region runs from base 1 to 2928 and encodes 975 amino acids. Gene Ontology annotation, cellular component: nucleus. The record is from RefSeq and is a predicted model, not a curated record. NCBI's taxonomy places the organism in Eukaryota, Metazoa, Chordata, Actinopteri, Holocentriformes, Holocentridae. Gene Ontology annotation, biological process: regulation of DNA-templated transcription. Gene Ontology annotation, molecular function: DNA-binding transcription factor activity, RNA polymerase II-specific; RNA polymerase II cis-regulatory region sequence-specific DNA binding.
AUGGCGCUCUCAUCUCCACCAAUUCCAACAGACUUCAGUGCACUUGCUGAUAUUCCCGUCCACACGGACCUGCACCCAUCCACCCAUCCACCCACAGAGAGCCUCAUUAACCUGGCCACCCACCCAAUUAGGUGCCAGAUGGCGCUUCUAGCCAAUCAAAUCAUGGACGCGAGGAUCCUUAGCAGUAUGAAUGGGAGAGUAGAGCUUUCCCAGUUCUUGAGGGUCCCCAACCAGAGCAUUGUGCCCCAGGUGAACUCCACCCAGGAAGACAACCGCAAGAACCGGAAGUACCCGUGCCCAUUGUGUGGAAAGCGUUUUCGCUUCAACAGCAUCCUGUCUCUUCACAUGCGCACGCACACAGGCGAGAAGCCCUUCAAGUGCCCUUAUUGUGACCACAGGGCUGCGCAGAAGGGCAAUCUGAAGAUACACCUCCGCACUCACAAGCAAGGCAUCCUGGGCAAAGGCCGUGGGCGAAUAAGAGAGGAGAAUAGGUUGCUUCAUGAGCUUGAGGAGAGGGCUAUAUUAAGGGACAGGCAAAUGAGAGCAGGCCACAUCGGCCAUCAGCAAACAUCAAAUAUAACCCAACUUCAAAAGCAUCAGCUGCCACAGACUGCCUCCUCACAACCCCAGUUCUCCUUAACCCCCUCUGGCGCUAUGGAGAGCCUGUCACAUACAUCCACAUCCCCGAAGGUGACUGCCAUCCAUGAUGAGCCCAUCCAGCCGCCGCCCACAGGUUUCCGCUGCUCAUUUUGUAAGGGCAAGUUCAGGAAGCAGCAGGAGCUUGAGCGCCACAUCAGGAUUCUGCACAAACCCUAUAAAUGCACCUUGUGUGAAUUUGCUGCCUCGCAUGAGGAGGAGCUCAUCGGGCACGUGGAGACGGCCCAUAUAACAGCAGAUUCAGGGGCAGGACAGAAGCCUUCCAUGGGCGGCAGCGAUAAGGGGAAGCCUACUGGCGAGUUCCCCUGUGAGGUGUGUGGUCAGACCUUCAGCCAGGCCUGGUUCCUCAAGGGCCACAUGAGGAAGCACAAGGACUCCUUUGAACACUGCUGCCAAAUCUGCGGACGUCGUUUCAAAGAGCCCUGGUUUCUCAAGAACCACAUGAAGGUCCACCUCAAUAAGCUGGCUGCUAAGAGUAAACUCCCUGCCGAGCAUGAAGCAUCUGUUAACAUGACAAACCUAACACAAGACCCCCAGACCAACCUCUACUCCCAGUACAUCUCCAGCUUACACAACAGGUUCCUCACGGCCGAGAGAGCCAGCCAGCCAGACUACAACCAGAUCCUGGCCACAGCAGGCAUCGAGAUGAAGGUCCGGGAGAUGUUGGGGAGGAUGAUUUCCUCAGGCCCGGCCCCUUUGAAUGAUGGAGAGAACUCUCCUCUAAUGGGUUUGAAUCAUCUCCACCCUCCACUGAGCUCAAACGGUAUGGAAUACCUACAGAAAGCAAUCGCCGACAGAGAUACGCUCAACAGCGGUGGCUUCCCAGGUUGGCAGAUCAUGACACCAGGACUGGCUGUUGAACAACAAAUAUUCAGCCCUAAAGACCAACAGCCGUGUUCCUACCGGGAUGAGAGAUGUCUGUCUGUAGAUGAUGGGAAAGUGUGUCUUGGUGACCCAGACACCAAAGUGAUCAGCAGGCCCAGCAGCCCAGGCAGCCUGAGUCAUCAUGGGCCAACAGAGAUCAUUGCAGAAACAGGGUCCUCCCACUCUGGCAGCAGCCAGGACAACUGCCCACAGUCCUCUUCCCCAGCUACAGGUGAGAAAGUCUACAGGUGUCCACUCUCCAGUGACUACACCGGUACACAGCCAACCUCCCUCAGUUUCCAUCUGGAUCGUUACCACUUCCCCCACUGGCAGAGCAGCAGGGAUAUUUCUUCCCCUCUGCAGCCCACUAGCACCAGCUCCAGCCCUAAUUCCAACCCCAAGAUCAGGCCCCGAUCCAGGGAAAACUGGAGCCCAGCUGCAGGCCACUACCUCGGCCUGGACAGCCACGAUGAAAAUGCCUUGCUCAUGAACAAGAAGUCUGAUCUCACUGACAAAGAUUCAGGCAGAGACAAUGCUCUACCCGGUCAACCCAGGAAAUCCCAGUAUGAGCCCUUGGAUUUGUCAGUGAGACCAGAGUCGGUCACCUCUCAUGCAGACAUGUCUCCUGGUGUACUGGUGCAGAUGUCUGGUGUUUUUAGUAAUGGACAUUCCUCCUCCAUUACUCGCAGGCUGCAGAGUUACUGUAAUGCCAUGGCUGAACUCAAUGUGAAAUCCACAUAUCAGUCUGACCUGUUGGUGCCGGGAAAAAAAGAGGAGAUCACACAGAAUGCAGAGUAUGGGAGGCUGGUAAAUCACAACUCUGCCGGUCACGAUGAUGAAGGUGCUUUUACGAAAUCAGUGUCUGACCAAGAGAGGGAAGAAGAAAAUGGCGAUGCCACCAAGUGGAAGAUGCAGAAUAACAACACUGAGCCAGAAGAGCCAGGGCAGGUGAGCGAGAAGCCCGAGAAGCCGGGGCAGUGGAGCCGAGCCGUGGCUGAGUCUCCCAUCUCCUCCCUGGAGAACUUGACACCGGGGCAGGGCCAUCCGCUCCUGCACCAGGGGAACCUGCUCUCCUUCCUCAGAUCCCCUGGUAGCUUAAGCAACAUGCCUGCCAGCGCACACAAAGCCAGUCUGAACGGCGUGGGGACCAUGGAGAAAGAAAGUGCAUCAGCUCGGAAGCCAUUCCAGUGCAGGUACUGCCCCUACAGCGCGUCCCAGAAGGGCAACCUGAAAACCCACGUGCUGUGUGUCCACCGCAAACCUUUUGACAACAGCCUGUACCCCGACCGCCGCCUCCGCCGCUCACACACGCCCCAGAGGGCCUCGGGACUGCCUCCGAGCGCCGCGGGAGACACCGGUGCGCCAGGGAGAGACCAGAUCAGCGUGACAUCACUAUGUGGGACUUGAUGUUGUCAUGGCAACAGCAGAUACAGACAGUUAUGAAUAUUGUUUUAGCUUCACCUCAGAGGGGAACGGGGGGGGGUUAGGAUGACUGAGAUUCUAAAAAAGACAGAGAGAGAGGAAGAGAGAGAGAGAGAGAGAGAAAAAAAAGUUAAUAAAAACCUUGAUGUACAUUCCAGUGUUUACUUGAAGAGACACAGUAUGUAUUUAUCCGUAGCAACGAAGCUGCCUAUAAUAAAGUUCAUUGUGAUGUGAAAGUGCA